Messenger RNA from Spodoptera litura, 2874 nucleotides. RefSeq names its product four-jointed box kinase (gene fj). NCBI's taxonomy places the organism in Eukaryota, Metazoa, Arthropoda, Insecta, Lepidoptera, Noctuidae. The record is from RefSeq and is a predicted model, not a curated record. Gene Ontology annotation, biological process: cell-cell signaling.
GAGACGACCGUCUGUCGAUAAAGGACGCGUUUGAAUUUUUCACGAAUUUUUUGUCAAGUAUUUUGUCGAAUAGAACAUUUUUGUCGAAGUUUUUUCGCAUUUUUUGUGGUUUUAUGUAAACUUAUGUGUUGUGAGUGUGCGAGGUGACAUUAAGAAUAUUUUAACUGAUUUCCAAAUGGAGUUGUCUUGGAAUUACUGUUUUUGAAGAAUUCCCGAAAACAAUGACACCAGUUGAAGAUUAGCAACAAAAGAAAGAAAAUAUAGAUAAAGAUACAAAAAUGAACCUUAAAGGAACAGAUAGCCCACCAACACCAGCUGUACCAAGCAGGAUACCAACAGUUAAAGACAUCAAACAAAUACAUUCUCAAAAAACGGCAAUGACAAUAAAUUUCCGAGACCCAUACGUAUUAUACAACGAUUUUACAAGUAUAAACAAAAAGACUAGAAAUGAAAGUCUAACCUAUUGUUUUAUAAGUGUAAUUAUAAGUUUUAUAUUCGGUCUAGCUAUCGGUAUAGUUAUAAUGAGUGGACAAUACACAGAAAGUAUAGCAAAAAGUCCAAAAACUGCACCCGUACAUAAAAUAGCUGUAGUGAAAAAUGUAGCUAAAGUUGAAACAAAUAAAUUCACCGCAGUAUCUUUUACUGGACAAGAAAACAAGUAUAAUAAAGAUAUAUAUCCUAAAGGAUUGACAGAAGAUAUGAAAGAUAUACUAAAAGAUACAAAAAGUGAUAAUAGACAUACGAUAAUACUGAACAAGACCUUCACCCCAGAUGGGUCAACCGUUUUAUACGAUAGUAUAUUUUGGGGACCUCAAAUUGAAGAUGCAAUGCCUCAAGGUUAUGGUGAAGGGUCAGCGAAGAUCUGGGAACAGUAUAUCAAUGAUGCAGAGGUUGUUAAAAUGGAGGGUGGAUGUGGUAGGAUGCAGAAUCGUCUAGUUACUUUCAAAGAUGGUCUCCAAGCUUGCGUAAGAUACAGGCAAAAUACAGAUCAAAUCCAAGGAGAGAUAUUUAGUUUCUACGUAGGAAGGUUGCUGAAUUUGACGAAUUUAGCCCCAUCUGUAGUGAGAAUAGUUGAUUUAAAGGAUAAACUUUGGAAAAACGUGGCUAAUGACAUCGCUGCGGCACAAUGGGGAUCAAAUAGAGCGGUAGUUUUGACACAAUACAUACCUAGUUUAGAAUCAGCAUCCAUUCCUGAUAUUUUUCGCCCGACGACAAGACAUUUGAAUAAGUAUGAUAUACUAAAAAUGUCCUUGAAAGAGAAUGAUACAGAAAGCAAGCAUAUUUUGAUAGACAAACUUAGAUUUAAGGAUAUGAAAUCUAAAUCCGAGAUGAAGAACUUCACCUAUAUCAACGUGAAGCUGAACAAAAAGACGAUUGACAAGUUUUUGGAACUGGCUCAGUGGUCGGAUUUGAUCAUAUUUGAUUAUUUAACAGCUAAUUUGGAUAGGAUAGUUAAUAACUUAUUUAACUAUCAGUGGAACGUGAACAUUAUGGAUGGGCCAGCUCACAAUCUGGCUAAGAAAAUGGACAGUGGACUUCUAAUCUUUUUAGACAAUGAAUCAGGACUUUUACACGGCUAUAGACUUUUGAAAAAAUAUAAUGUGUAUCACAGUUUGAUGUUGGACAACCUAUGUGUGUUCAGAAAAAGAACUAUAGACUCUCUACAGAAACUAUUUACGUCAAAAUCCGUGGGUUCCUUAUUGAGUGAUAUGUUCCACAAAAAGAACUCAAUUGUUAUAAGAGACAUUCUACCUUCUCUGCCGGAGAAGAAUGCGAAAAUUUUAAUCGAGAGAAUAGGUAAAGUUUUGAGUCAAGUUGGAAAAUGUGAAGUUAAUUCCAGAUGAGUGGGGUCUCUUUUUUUAAACUCGCACUUUUUUAUACACAAGCUUUCAGUCAGCGAAUUCGUACAGACAAAUAGAUGCUUCUCGUUUUACGGUUCUCGUGGGAAUAUUGUGAAAUCGUCCCCUAGUACCCUACACUCCCAAAGGAAUAUACAUGCUAAGUUUCAGCUUCCUAGGUCCGAUAGUAUCGACUGUGUGUUGUCUGUCAGUCACUCAGUAAAGGAAAUGUUUUAUAUAACAGAAAGAAAAUUUUACACAACAAUUUUAGUAAACUAUUUUGUUAUACUAUAGGCUGCUCACCUACGUUCCAUUGUUAUUAUCAUUAUCAUAUACCUUCCUCAUAUUCCUACUCUUUACUAUAAGUUAGCUGACGUAUUCUCUUUAGUAUAUUCUUCUUCCAAUAAAAUCUGUCAAGACUUUAUUUUCCUUGUGCCAUGAUUUUUCUCAAUGCAUAAAUGUAUGUAAGUACCUACAUAAUAUUAUAUUUUAUUAAACAGCUCUUUUAACUUUCAUUAUCUUAUUUUCUUUUCCGCUACAUUGGUUGACUCUCUAAAAUACAAACAUGUGUUUUAGUAAUCAUCAGGUUUUUUUAAAUCAUAAGAAAAUAAUGUUUGAUACGAUUAAUACAAGAAAUUAUAAAUACCAUGUAUGUAAUAAAAACUAUAUCCUAUUAAUAUUAUAGAUGCGAAAGUUUGUACAGACAUAUGCGUGUGUGUUUAUUACUAUUUCAUGCAAAAACAGCUGAAGGGAUCGAGAUAAAAUUUGGAACGGGGUUAGGUUAUGGUCUGGAAUAACACAUAUAGGCUACUUUUCAACCCACGGGAACGUGGGCAAAGCCGCUGGCUGAAACUAGUGUUAAUAUAAAAGUGCAAGUAAAAGAGUGAUACAUAUUGAUGCCAAAUAAUAAUUAUUAUUUAUUGUUUAAACUGUACUAUUAUUUAGUAUUAUUAAUAAAUAAAUGUGCCAGUUAACUAUUAAUAGUUGUGAGGUUGAAAACAUUAUGAUCACAUUAACAGCCUAUAAGUGGCCACUG